Ooceraea biroi (clonal raider ant) is the source of this 327-nucleotide messenger RNA. Its product is annotated as WD repeat-containing protein 26. The record is from RefSeq and is a predicted model, not a curated record. Gene Ontology annotation, cellular component: GID complex. Gene Ontology annotation, biological process: proteasome-mediated ubiquitin-dependent protein catabolic process. Lineage: Eukaryota; Metazoa; Arthropoda; Insecta; Hymenoptera; Formicidae.
AUGGUAUUUGAAGCACUACAAACACUACGCAACGAACUUACACCUUUAGGCCAUAAUACUGGUCGUGUUCAUCAGCUAUCCCUAUUUAUGAUGUGUAGCGGGCGCGAUGAAUUACAGACACGUGCAGGCUGGGAUGGUAAAGGACCAGCCUCUAGAGCUGCGCUUAUGGACAGACUGCAAAAAUAUUCUGCCACCUUCCAUUAUGUUACCACCACGCAGACUCCAUUCUUUACUUUGUCAGGCUGUGAAAUGCAAAAUCAACAGUGCACGUAUCAUAUUACUCACACGCAGUAUAUCUAUGAAUUUCAUUAGAAUUUAAAGAGUGUA